UUACACGUUGCAAGCAGUGAGCAGAGAAUUUAAAUUUUCAAAUUCUGUGAUCCAAUUCAAACGAUGAAUGGCAAUAAUUUUUUUUUGUCGUGGCAGCACUGUUGUAUAUAGAAAAAUUAGCUACAAUAGAUGUGAGGUUUCAGUAUUGUAUUCGAAUAUGAGGUUUUUUUAUAUAAGUUAAAAUAUUCUUUUUUAAUAAAAUUUAUUAAUACACUAUUUUAUUUCAAAUUAAAUAUGGAACCGUUAGAUUUAAUUGCAGCAAAACUUGUGUUAGGAUACUUGAAAUCAGCAAAAUGUAUAACAGCACAUAGAGAGUUUCUUAGAACUUCGUCUAAUCUCAGACAUCUAGAUUCUACAAAAACUAAAUAUAUGCCAACUAGAUUCCUUGGCCAAACACUCGAGGAUAUUUUAGUAGAAUAUUUUCAAAUAUCUCAAAUUAUACAAGGGAGAUUAGAAGCUACCGAUUUCUAUAAUGAGAAUCAUUCAAAUUGCUCAUUACAAAAUCAGCUUCUGUAUUUACUCAAUAACAAAGUACCUUCAAGUAGGGCAUCCACACCUAUUGCCAGUACUCCAUAUGGGUCUUGUGAUAAUUGUACGAGUCCUAAUAAUAGUGAUUUGGAUGCAACACCUAUACACACACUUCCUGGAAAUGCAGAGAGUGAAGAAUCAUUCAAUACACACACAGGUUCAAAAAGAAAGUUGACUGGUAAAAAUGAAGAACAGCCUCUUUCCUCAUCUAAAAUCUCACCCAAUGAAAAAAAAAUCGCACCCACUGAAAAAUCCCGAACUGAAGUGUUUGACACUGAGGUUCUAGCACAGAAUUUGAUGGAAAAUAAAGAAUUUCAAGAAAAAAUUGCACAUACAAUUAAUAAAGUAGUUGAAAGGCAGUACAAAGAAAGAAAUCCGGAGGAACUUGAUAAAACAAUUAAAUCUGCUGUUGAAGAAGCGCAAGCUGAUCCCAUUUUUGAUGACUUAUUGCGCGAAAUAAUGGGAUCAUCAAAUAUGGUUGAAGCAAAUAAACAUUCAGAAGUUGCACAUACUACAAGUAACACAGGGAAUAAAAAAGAUACUACAGAUCUGGCUAAAUCGAAAUCAGCAAAUAAAAGUGAUCAAGCACAAGGAACUUCUAAUAAUAUUAAAGCCCCUCAUCACUAUUCAUCUGAUAAAGAGACUAUGUCCUUCGAUAACUCCUUCAAUAAUUAUAUUAUUUCAAAUAACUGCAGUCUCGCCUCUACAAACCCAUGUGUGCAAAAUCCAAUAUUCAUAAAUACAGUGUCUGGUUUACUGAUACCUUCUGUUUCCACAUCUGUUAACCCUACCAAACCUCUGAUAUUGCUCAAUAACCCUACCCCUGUUACUACUACAACAACUUUGACGGAACAAGAUAUUAUGCAGAUGCCAAUAAUUAUACAUGAAAAGGAUGAAAUGGUACCACUUGUUGUAGAAACUGGAAAACAGAAAAAAGGUCCUAAAAAGCCAAAGAUGAUAUUACCACAGCCUACAAUACAACUAGUACCAGAAGCAUCUACAGAUCUACAAAACUAUUUUAAAAAUUUUACACCCCCAGAGAAUCAAUCCAUUGAGGCAUUGGAUGUUGAGAAAACUUCUAGUGCAAUUCCAGAUGCUUCUACAUCUAAAAGAAAGACAGGUUUGAAGAAAGUACUUUACCCUAAAGCACCCAGGAAAUCCCCACGGCCGAAAAAAAGAAAUAUAACAACUACCGAAACUAAAAAAGUUGAUCCUGAUCCAACUGUCGGAAAUAAUAGUGAAUUUGAAGAAAAAAACCGCAGUACAGAGGAUGCCAUUGUUAUAAGUUCAAAAGAGAAAAUUAUUGUUACUCCUGCAUCUUCUGAUAAUAAUAAAAUGUCAACACCUAAAAGUACUUCACAUGUUCGUAACUUGAAUUUUUCUUCGCCUCCUAAAAACCAAAGAAAAUCUAAUGAAUCGAAUUUUGACAUAAAACAAAAUGAUCAAGCUGUGAAAACACUUUUUACAAAAGCCUGGGAUGCAGAUCUUAGAGCUGUAAUACCAAAUCAAGACAAUGAAGUUUCAGCCCAUAAGAAGCAACAGCUCUCAAGUGGAAAUAAAAAAUUAAGAAAAAAAAUUAAAAUAAAUUCAAAAGACGUGACUGAAAAAGAGGGGCGUUUAUUAGAGACUGCAAUAAAGACACCAAUAAAACAUGAUGACAAAAAUAGCGAAAAUAAAUCAGUUACAGAAUGUUUUGAAGACAAUAACCAGACUUUUAAGUCUCAAGUUAAAACCAUACUGUCUCCCUCUAAACUACACAAUACUAGUAAAAAUAUACUGGAAGCAAAAUCUGAUGAGAGAUGUCACUCAAAAACAUUUGUUACGCCAGAUAUGCUUAAAGAAAGUGUAGUUCCUUCUGUAACAACUAAAAGAAACAUUAUGCCUAUAUUAGAAACUCCAAUAAAGGUACAAUUACCAAAAACACCAGGAAUAUCUACUCCAUUAGAUGUAAACAUGAGUAAUAUAAGUACUACCACACCAUUCACCAAAAUGUUGGAAGCGAAUUUAGAUCUAAAAAGUAUAGAUAUAGAUUCAAUACCAACUCCAAAUUUACCAAUAACUCCCAACUUUGUUCCUUUUACACCAAGAGUUAAUGCAAAUUCACCAUAUUCAAGUAGACCUACUGAUUAUUCAACUAGUAGUUCUUAUUAUCAACCAUCAGAUAAUGAACAGAAUAAAAAUCUCGAAGCGCAUUUAAGAGAAAUCGAAAAAGCAUCUCCAGCUGCAGACACAACAGUCGAUGACCAUUUACAGCUUUUUAAUAAAAACGUUAUUGGAAAGAAAAACUUGAACCUUAUGAAGACAAAUAUGAAAAACGACGAUUCAUUUGAUAGUUCCAGUACUGAAGAAGGUUGUUCCUCAGAUGAAUAUAAUAAAGAAAGUAACGAUACUGUUAUAUUCCGAAAAAACAAGGAUAUGCUAAAAAGAACAUAUCCUUUAAGAAACAGAAGUAAAAACCUGGAACAAAUAAAAGCGCCAAAAAUUCCAAUAAAAAGCGAUAAAUCCACAAAAAUAUCAAACAAGGGAACAAAAACUGAAAAUAUUUCAAGUACGACAAAUAGUGUUGAAGAUAUUUCAAAAGUAUUACAGGAAAGCAAAUCGAGUGACAUUUAUAAACCAAUCGUGAAAGGAGUUUCAUCUUCACAAUUGACAGUUUUAAAAGAUCUCGAAAGUAAACGUCUACGAAUGGUAAAUUCUUUGAAACCACAAAUUGAAUCAAACAAAACUAAGAAACCUCAGAGUAGCAAAUUUAAAAUUAAACCAAUAGCAAAGGUAUAUACCACAAAAAAGAAUAAAAAGUCAGAAUCGCCCAAGAAAAAGAAAAGAGAAAGAGACAUUGAUAUUGUUUUAAAAGAUUUAAUAACAUCUGACGACUCUGAUACAAACAUAAUGUCUACUAAUAGCGACGAUGACGACAAAACUGAAAAAGCAGACAAAACUGCGUCUGAUGCUGAAGCGCAAAAUUUGAUACAAAAUUUAAAAGAAAGGGGGAUUCAUUUAGUUCAAAAUAAAAGCUCUAAAAAAAUUAAUGCUAAUCAUGAAUAUCAAAUAAAUACAAGUGGUACCCAGAUGGAGAUGUUAGAUCGAAAUUCUUUCGAUUUGGUUAACCUUGAAGAGUGUAUAGAAAUUUCACACAACGAAGAAGAAAAUGAAAGUAGGAAAAUGUCUGUUGCUGCUUCAAAAGACACAAAAAAAGUAGAAUACAUUGGACAGCUUUAUUUAGAAUCAAUUGGUGGAGAAGUAGAGAUACAUUUGAAACAAACAGAUUUCUAUAUAUUAAUUGACAUAGAACCCUCUGUUAAAAAUGAACUUCCAUCUCAAAAUCUGCAAGAUAGACCCAAUAAAACUGAAAAACAAGAAGCAAAAGAUGAAGAGAAAAAAAAGAGACGGAUAAGUGAUAAGGUAACAAACUUAAAAAAAAACAAAAAAGAAUCCAAGCUAUCAGAAAUUAAAUGUAAAUCUAAAAGUACUGCAUCAGAAAUUGAUUCCACAACUAACAAAAAAAGUAGUGAUGACAUCAAAUUAAAUGAGAAACAAUCAACUAAACAUGAAAAAGUACAGAUGAGUGAAUUAGAUACUAAAAGUAGUAAAAAAAAAUCCAAAGAGGAAUUAAUUGAAAAAGAAUUAUUGACAAGCAGUAAAUUGAAUAAAACACAAUCUAAAGACGUAAAAGUAAAGAAAGAAAAUCGUAUGUCAGAAUCCAAAUCGAAUAUUGUAAACAAACCCAAACAAUCAACAAAUAAUACAGAGGUAAAUGAAACCAAAUCACUCAUGAAGAAUUCAGAUAAUAAAAAAGAGGUAAUGAAAAAACAUGGCAAUGAAGCAAAACAAACAACAGAUAGAGUUUCGUCCGAUAAUAAAAGGACGAAACAGAAAUGUGAGGGGAAUGAAACGAAUGAUAAUAAAAAAGAUAACCCGUUAUCGGAAAGUAAAAUGGAAUUACCGAUCGAUGGAGGUACUUGUAACACAAGUGAAAAUGAAAAAAAUAAAUCUGAUCAUUUGACUAUAGAAAGUAAGGAGACCAAAAAUAUAUCCAGCAUGCAUUCAAAUUCAAAUGAAAGGAAUUGUAGUCUCGAAAAAGAUAUUGAAGAUGAACUUAUGAAUUUUGCUUCGACUGGUAAAGUUCAGGAAGAUGCUUUAUCUAAAAGUGUUUCCAAAAAACGAAGAACAUCAGAUGAAAUCCUGAUUGAACACUCCUGCAAAAAAAUGUUACGAACAUUAGACGUGGACUCAUUCCUGAACAAAAUACAUGCAGACACCUCGAUAGGAAGAAAAUAAAUUUAUUAUAUUUCAGUAUUUCUUUAUAUCGUGUUCAUACCUUUAAUAUGUACCUAUUCAAUCUUG
This is a messenger RNA of Diorhabda carinulata, 4872 nucleotides long. RefSeq names its product MATH and LRR domain-containing protein PFE0570w-like. The record is from RefSeq and is a predicted model, not a curated record. The transcript is spliced from 10 exons. Lineage: Eukaryota; Metazoa; Arthropoda; Insecta; Coleoptera; Chrysomelidae. The coding region runs from base 235 to 4806 and encodes 1523 amino acids.